This is a messenger RNA of Myripristis murdjan (pinecone soldierfish), 5279 nucleotides long. RefSeq names its product ADAMTS-like protein 2. The transcript has 20 exons. Gene Ontology annotation, molecular function: metalloendopeptidase activity. The record is from RefSeq and is a predicted model, not a curated record. Lineage: Eukaryota; Metazoa; Chordata; Actinopteri; Holocentriformes; Holocentridae. Gene Ontology annotation, biological process: extracellular matrix organization; proteolysis. The coding region runs from base 26 to 3214 and encodes 1062 amino acids. Gene Ontology annotation, cellular component: extracellular matrix.
GGGGCAGUGGGCUCUUGAAUGAACCAUGUUCGGUAACGGAGCCUCAGCUCUCCCGGUCUGCUCCCUUGUGUUCCUGCAGCUCCUGGUUCUCCCGGUGAAAUCCAGCUGGCUCGUUAAGGACAGAAGUGAAGGGAGAGUGGAGCAGCACAAGAUCCAUCUGCAGACACAUAGCCAUGGAAGACAGACUGAAAAGCAAACACAGGAGGAGGUGUUUCAGUGGUGGGGUGAGUGGUCCAAUUGGUCUUCCUGUUCCCGGAGCUGUGGAGGAGGAGUGAGAAGUCAGGAGAGACACUGUCUCAUACAGAGGUUGUCCACCACCCAGAACAUCAACAGUUCCUAUUGUGUUGGCUCACCUAAACAGUAUCAGCUCUGUCCAAACCAGCCCUGUCCCAGCCCUAAUGUCAGCUUCAAACAGCACCAGUGCUCCCAGUUCAACUCCAAGGCCUUUGGAAGAAGACACUACCAAUGGAUCCCUCUGUACCCUGCUGAUUACAUCAGCAUUUCCAGUAAGCCAUGUGACCUGCAGUGUACAACCGUCAGUGGGGAGCGACAGCUGCUGGUUCCUGCCCAUGAUGGAACAUUCUGCCGUGACUCCAACUACCACGGAGUCUGUAUAGAGGGAAUCUGUCAGCCUGUAGGGUGUGAUGGGGAGCUGUAUAGCAGCAAGACAGUAGACAGAUGUGGUGUGUGUGGAGGCACUGGGAUGUCCUGUCAACGCAUUUCUGGAUCAUACAGGAAGGGACUCACACAGUUAGGCUAUGUGUUUAUCACCAACAUCCCAACUGGAGCCACAGAUAUUCAGAUCAUAGAGAGACGCAAGACUGAGAACAUCCUGGCUCUAUCAGACGAAGCGGGACAUUUCUUCAUUAAUGGCAACACAGUGAUUGACAACCCUCAAAACUUCCGUGUGGCGGGAACUGUGUUUAAAUAUCGUCGUCCAAGCAAUGUAUUCUCUGAUGGGCUGGAGUACAUCAUCGCCCAGGGACCCACACUUCAGAGCCUUAAUGUGAUGUACUACAACCUAAAUGGGAAACUCCCCCACAUCACCUUUGAAUACACUGUCCCCCGCAACUCUCAUGACAUCAUCACUACGGAUGACAUCACCUCAGGUCCCUCCCUUGUUAACCAUACCCAUAACGAGGUUAAUGAGGACGUCAGAGGGGUUCAGAGCAGGUCGGCCAACCACAGCAGGGAGGAAAUAGCAUCUGUCCAUCGAUAUGAUGUUCAGCUUGGAGCUGCUGACCAAUCAGAUGUCCAGCUGCAGGAGGAGGGGGAUGAGGUAGUCUGGGAGAUUCAAACGCCCAGCCCCCCGCCACCAGCAGCAAUGUUAGUCUACAGAGCAGUUGAUGUCACUGCUGAUGUGUUCAGCCACAAUGAUGUGGAAGAGCAGGGACCUCCAGCGCCGUCUGGCUACCGGAGUACCUCCAACUCAAUUGACAGCAAACCUACCAACCCUAACGACACUCAUCCUGCCAAGACCCUCCCCUUUCACCGCCGAGACCACUUUCUGGACCUGAUGCUCUCACUUCCUGGUCCUCCUGGCCACUCCCCUUGUGCGUCUGGCUCCUCCCUCUGCUCUGGUCUACAGCCCAACCAAUCCUCAGGUAGUCUAAGUGUUCAUUCUGCAGCCUUGGUAGAGGACAGCGCCCCCUAUCGGUUAUUGGAGGACCUACACGACAACCACACACAAACAGAUACUGACACACACUCAAACAUGCAUGCCGCCAGACACAAUGCCACUGACUCACACACUCAAGCAGAGACCCAGGUGGAACUAGUCUCCACUAUAGACCCAGAAACACACACAGUCGCACUUACAGGCUUUCACCACGAUGUACACUCAAUUACUGAUACUCACCCUCUCUCACACACAGAGGCACAACUUGAUACACACUCAGACACACAUGCUGCUAACUUGGUGCACCUCCAGCAGGUCUCUGCAGUCCAGGCUGGCAGUACAGAGAGCAAUGACUUUGAUGUGGGUCUGGAUCCAGAUAUUAGUCUGGCGGACAUGUAUCGCUGGAAGGUUUCUGCUUAUGCUCCAUGCAGUUCAACCUGUACAACAGGUAUAAGUGCUAGCUACGCCCUGUGUGUUCGAUAUGAUGGCACUGAAGUAGAUGACAGUUAUUGCGACUCUGUGACCAGACCAGAACCUACACAUGAGUUCUGCACUGGAAAGGAAUGUCCUCCAAGAUGGGAGACCAGUGGUUGGAGUGAGUGCUCUCGAACCUGCGGUGAGGGCUUUCAGUACCGCACUGUACGCUGCUGGAAGAUGUUGUCUCCUGGUCUCGACUCUUCAGUCUACGAUUCAUUGUGUCUGUCACAUGACCUCCAUAAACCAGCUAAUAGAAAGGUGUGCCUUGGCCAGAGCUGCGGACCGCAGUGGGAGGUCUCUGAUUGGUCAGAGUGUUCAGCACGCUGUGGAUCUAGGGGCGUUCGGACUCGUGAGGUUCGUUGCUCCAUGGAAACGCGAUUAUGUAACGAAUCCUCUCAGCCAGUUGAAAGCCAGGAAUGUGAAGGGCCACCAUGUGACAGACGAUGGACAGUGUCAGACUGGGGACCUUGCUCUGGUGUGUGUGGAGAGGGUCGCAUGGUGCGUGCAGUAGCUUGCCGUUCAUCAGGUGGGGUGGUGAUGUCAGAGGAACAGUGCGACCAGUCACUGCGCCCGCUGGCUGUGUAUCCCUGUGGUGACAGAGACUGCUCCCCCCACUGGGUGGAGCAGGAGUGGCAACAGUGUAAUGCUACAUGUGGUCGUGGUGUGCGUCAGCGUCAGGUGGUAUGUGCAGGACUGGAAGGCGGUGUGUUCAAAGAGUUUCCUGACAGCAGCUGUGAGCAGAAGAAUAAACCAGAGAGCAUGUCUUCCUGCUUCCAGAGACCGUGCUCCAAGUGGUUCACCACAUCCUGGUCCCAGUGCAGCAAGACAUGUGGGAGUGGCAUUCGGGUUCGAGAGGUCAAGUGUUAUCAGGGGGAGGAGCUUGUAACCAGGGGACACAGCUGUGACUCCAGCAUCAAACCAGAAGCCAGACAGAGCUGUGAAAUCCAGAGCUGUCCAACAGAAGCACCAGCAGCGAUCCCAGCAGCAUCUGCAGUAAUAGAUGACUCCUGCCAAGACAAGCCAACAGCCAACUGUGCCUUGGUCCUGAAGGUGAAGCUGUGUUCCCACUGGUACUACAGGAAGGCCUGUUGCCAGUCCUGUAAGGCCCCAAGACCCUGAACCUCCACUGUGACCCUUCACCCCAACCCCUCCUCCUUCUCCCUGGUACUGAAGGUCAAACUACAUUCAUACUGGUGCUAUAGACAGGCCUGCUGCUGCUACUGCAGCACUGUUAGGCCUCAUGAUACUGCGCUUAACCCUUGUAACCCUUAACCUUUACCAAAGGUCAAACUGUGGUUUAAGAACUGUCCUUACCUCUAAUUUUUUGUUAACUUGAUCUAUUCACACCUACCAUUGGUCCUAAAAGUCAAUCUGUUUUUGCAUGCAGUAAAUGAUCUAUCAAAUGAGACUCAAAUGACUCUCAGUGUUCCGUGAUAGUCAUUUAACAUGACUAUCAACAGGUUUUCCAGAAGUCCCAACCACAACUUUGGCUGCUAUUGCUUAAUGGGAAUUUUCUCCCCGAUAAAACCUUAAUCUCUCAAGGCCAGAGUGCUACUAAAUCUAUUCACACACCACCUCCUCCCCACGUAAUGUGAAGACAGACUGUCUAGCUGUAGGACACACUGGGCAAUCUGUCCAUCUGUCUCUUCUUCCCUUGCCUCCCUUCACCUCCUAAACAGGAGCAAACCAAACUUCUGAUAGAGGUGCUUGAACAUCCCUCCAUCACUCCACAUUUAAGGUGCUACAACCCCAGAGGACUUCCCAUCCCCCGAUUCCCGUGUCCACUCCUUCAGGCCCCCCACCUCCACAGUGUUUAUAGGUGAUAUUCCCUAUAAGCAUCACCUUCUUUCAGUGCUUUAUAACUCCAUCCAGCUGUCCAUCCCCUCAAUUCCUCCUAAGGUGCUAUAUUCCACAGUAGGGGUUCCAUUCGAAACAGGUCAACACCCUUUGCCCAAUCACUGCGUGUAUUUCACAAUUUGCUUGGAUUAAUGUGGUUAUUUUUAAGAAUGUUAGCUGGGGACGUUUUGCUGAGGAUGCUCUAUGCUCAAAAAGGCAUAAGCCCACUUAACUUGCUAAAAUCAACUCUCAACAAACAAAAUGCAAAAGUGGACUGUGUGAAGAAAGUGGACCAUGGACCAUGCCAUUGAUUUUGAAUGUUUGGCCUAUUUACUACAUUUACCCACAUUUUACAAUGCAGUGAACCACUUGCAAAUUAUUUUGGUGUACUAAAGAUUUCACAACAUAUAAUCAAAAUCCUCCCAUUUUCAAAUAUGAAUCUUUCGUGGAAACAGUGAAACUGUGUUCCAGUGGAAAGACAUGCUUUACUUCGCCCACUUUGCUCAUCAUCAAAACACAACAGUGCUGCUGCUUUUAGGAAAGCUAAUGUGGACGACUUUAUUCUGAUGAUGGAAUACUGGUGUGAGGAAAGUUUGAAGUCUGUGAAAGAUCAUUCUCAUAUCGUAGUGGAACGAAUGGAAACCAAUGCCUGGAUAAAAGGAAGGAAAAAUGAUGUUGUAAUUCCAAAAUAUUAAUACAGGGUGACCCAAAAAAACGGGAAUUUUUGAAGUGCGUAUUGGCAGACAUGGGCAAGUGGCAGCACAAUUUUUAAAAAAUGAAAAUCAUUGUUUCUUAAAUGGCAUGUUUUCAGGUUUCAAUUGCUAUGAAUAAAAUAUUUUUCUUCCAUCACUCUUGGUUUUAUUGGAUUGUUAAAAAGUUCCCGUUUUUUUGGGUCACCCUGUAUGUGUCUUUUGAAGAUAUUAGGCUAAGCAUACAGAAUCACCGGUUUGGUCCUUUUUAAUGAUGUAAAAUGACAUGACUUACUGCAUCAGGAAAUCUGGCAGCCUGAAAUGAAUCUUUUAGUGACUAGCCAAACACUUCCAUAAGCAAUUUGAAAUGCAGUGAUAUGUGACAAAAUUAGCCUUAUAGUGCAAAUGCAGUGAAAACCAACAUAUAAUAAAGCACUGACAAAAGAGGACUAGUGCAAACCUAGCUCUGCCCAUGUUACUGAGGUGCUAACAUGGUUGCCAUUGAAAACAACACUGGCCCAACUCUUCUCUAUCCAAUUCACUGUGUACACUUGACGGUCAGUGUCUCUCUCCCAGAGUGUUGUUUACCUGUUGUUACACUGUUUACAGAGCUGUUGUUGUUACUGUAUCACAAGAGAGGAAUAAACCGUUGUUUUUGA